Messenger RNA from Ectocarpus siliculosus, 534 nucleotides. NCBI's taxonomy places the organism in Eukaryota, Phaeophyceae, Ectocarpales, Ectocarpaceae. The record is from the annotation of a GenBank genome assembly.
AUGGCCGCCUCGGAGUGCCUCGUGGGGUGCAUGCUGCAGGGGAUCAGCCCGUUCGAUGAAGAUAACGAGGUGGUGUGGGACGACCGCGAGGCCUGCGAUUCGACAACGAUUGGCUGCGAAGUGUACGAAGAGCCGCUCGUUGGUCAGUUCGAGUGUGAUGACAACGACUUCAAUGACUUAUCAUCUUCCUCAUCCCUCGAGGAGUGCAGCUGGGCCGGGGUUGUCCGUCAGGCUGUGGAGAUGUUCCCUGCCAUAUCAACGGGGAUCAGCCCGUUCGAUGAAGAUAACGAGGUGGUGUGGGACGACCGCGAGGCCUGCGAUUCGACAACGAUUGGCUGCGAAGGCAUCAGCCCGUUCGAUGAAGAUAACGAGGUGGUGUGGGACGACCGCGAGGCCUGCGAUUCGACAACGAUUGGCUGCGAAGGGAUCAGCCCGUUCGAUGAAGAUAACGAGGUGGUGUGGGACGACCGCGAGGCCUGCGAUUCGACAACGAUUGGCUGCGAACUGGGCGGGAGAUGCUCGCCAGGCGGCUGA